UGUCGGAGUGAUAAUGAACGCCUUCAGUAAGUGCUGGGAUGGAUGAGGGAGGUUUGCUGUCAGCGCGGGGCGGAAUAACAGUGAGCUGUUGUGCCUGCUGGCUCCGCGAUGGUGUCACCUCUGCGCGCUUUUCCCUCUGCGAUCCGGACAGGGGACACUGGCGGAGAAGUGACACACCGGCGCCGGAAUUCACGCGGUUAUCAGCCUCAGAAUAGACCGGCGAGCGAGUAGAGUAACACUGCCAUGGAGAAACAGAGCAGAGCCAGGGAGGAAAUGCCGACAUCGAAGGAGGAGAAGCGCAAGGAAAAGAAGCCGAAAUCUGGGAAGCUCUUCCGAAAGAAACCGCUGAAGUCUGUGGGGAGUUUCAUGAACAGAAUCAUCAGAACUUUGGGCACUUUCACCCACUUUGGAGACGCAGACGCGCAGGACGCCGAGGACGACGAUGGAGGUUUCCGGAAUGGCGCACCUUGCACCCUCAGCGCGAGCUCAGGAAUUAUCAAAGAGGAUGUACAGGUGACUUGGGAGCGAGUGGUGAAAAACACCUCGAGCACGUCUUCCUCUCUGUGCAUCGGCAGAGAGAAGCUGCUGUACCAGUACGGCGACAAAAUCCCGGGUGUUCUGGGGCUGAAGAACCACGGGAACACCUGUUUCAUGAACGCCGUGGUCCAGUGUCUGAGCAACACCGACCUGCUCGCCGAGUACCUGGGGCUGGAGCGGUACAAGCUGGACCUGACUCACCUCGGGCUAAACGGGGUGAUGGAGGGCGAGGAGACGCGGCUGGCCAGGGGAGAAGUCACGGAGCAGUUGGCAUCUCUCGUGAGGGCUCUGUGGACUCUGGAGUACACGCCACAGCUGUCUGUGGACUUCAAGACGAUUGUGUCCAAGUAUGGAUCGCAGUUUCGGGGUAAUUCCCAGCAUGACGCCCUGGAGUUCCUCCUGUGGCUGCUGGACCGCGUCCACGAGGAUGUCAAUCUGGCCUCCCACAAUAACAACAACAAGACCAAAGCUCCUGCAAAGGGCCCCGCCGGAGCGGAAGAGGCGCCGUCUCCUGACCCGUCCCGGUCCCAGCAGCCCCGAGUCCAGCACAGCUUCGUCCAGGAGCAUUUCCAGGCCCAGUACAAAUCUUCACUGACAUGCCCCCACUGUCUGAAACAGAGCAACACCUUUGACCCUUUCCUCUGCAUCUCCCUCCCCAUCCCUCUUCGCCAGACCAGGCCGCUGUGUGUGACUCUGGUGUUCAGCACCAAAGGGCAGAGGUACCUGCGGGCCGGGCUGGCCGUGCCUCUGUUUGGCUCUGUGGCCUGCCUGAGGAGGAUGGUGGCCGACGAGGGGAAAAUCUCUCCAGACCAGGUGAUCCUGACAGAGGUUUACUCCACAGGGUUUCAGCGCUCCUUCUUUGAUGAGGACGAUCUAACCUGCAUCGCUGAGAAUGAUGUCAUCUACGCCUUCCAGGCUCCGCCCCUCUACAUCAGAGGAGGCUCCGCGCGGAUCUCAGGGUACCAUCACAGCCUGCCAUCGUCUCCAUACUCCACCGGUCCUGAGGGUCAGAGGUUACCUUCAUCUGGGACGUUGUCGUCAGAGUUCCUCAACCAGGGCGUCCCGGUCAAGAUUCUUCUGUUGGUGUGCAACGCUGCAGGAGCAGGGCAACAGGCUGUUAGGUUCGGGCCUCCAUUUCUGAUGAGGGAGGACCGGUCUAUUUCCUGGGACCAGCUGCAGCAGAGCAUCCUUAGCAAACUUUAUUACCUGAUGAUCAAUGGAGCUCAGGCACAGAACACCAGAGUGCUGUUCAACGUCCGUGUGGUGGGAGGAUCGGCCUUUUACAGCUACCUGUCACCUCAGGACGGGCGGCCGCUCUACCACCCAGCUGUCGACAGAGCUCUGAAGCUCUGCGGCUCAGGAGGACCUCCGCACGUCAAGCUCAUCAUCGAGUGGGAGCACAGAAUCAAAGACUGCCUGUUUGGUAACAUUCAGGAGGAGGUGGUGAAAGACGCGGAGAGUGUGAGGAAUCAGCAGCAGCAGCACGUCCAACAGUACAGCUGCACCUUGGAUGAGUGCUUCCAGCUCUACACCAAAGAGGAACAGCUUGCCCCAGACGAUGCCUGGAAGUGCCCGCACUGUAAGCAGCUGCAGCAGGGCAUGGUGAAGAUGAGCCUGUGGACGCUGCCGGACAUCCUGAUCCUGCACCUGAAGCGCUUCAGGCAGGUGGGAGAGCGGAGGAACAAGCUCACCACGUUCGUGCAUUUCCCCCUGGCGGGCCUGGACAUGACGCCUCACAUGGUGAACCGCAACCACGGCACCCAUCCGCUCCCCCCCCAGCCCGGGUGGAAGCAGCCCCGACGACCCGACCAGGCUCCUCCUGACUUCCUGUACGACCUGUACGCCGUGUGCAACCACCAUGGAGGAAUGCACGGUGGACAUUACACAGCCUUCUGCAGGAACUCGGUGGACGGCCAGUGGUACAGCUACGACGACAGCAGUGCCGAGCCGGUUCCAGAGGGGGAGGUGUGCACGCGCGGGGCCUACAUCCUGUUCUAUCAGAGACGAAACGCCAUCCCCCCCUGGUCUGCCAGCUCCUCCGUCACUGGCUCCACCAGCUCAUCCACGUCGGACCACUGGCUGGUCCGGCUCACUGGGGGCAGUAAGAGGGGCAGCGUCGUGUCAGGAGGACCCGUCCCCGGACCGCCGGGGCCCGUACAGCCCCCAGAUUCCCCUGAGCUGCCGGUGUUUGGAGAUGAACCUCCCAAAACAGUAGAAACAAAUGGGUUUGAAGCCAAGCCCUUUGUCCGCGGGACGCAGGGCAGGAGUGUCAGCAUGAGAUCGCCAACGAAGCCCAAGGAGACCAUGAGCAAAGUUCUGCCUCUGCGAUGGUCCUUCGGCUCCAAGGACCGCAUUAAACACCCGACCCCCACCCGCCCCGGAGAGCUGGUGGAGUACCUGGAGUCUGGGCGCCGGCCACGAUGUACCAAAGACCCCAUCAUCACACUGGUGGCCACCCCACCGCAAAGGACCGCGCAGGGAAGAGCCUUUGACGUAGGACAGGACUGCAGCUCACCCAGCGGCAGCAGCCUUAGUUGCACGGACAGACUCAGCUCUGACACUUGUUACUCCCCCAAAAUACCAGAAGGACAGAGCAGACCUUGUAUGGAGAGAAACAUCAGCCAGGGCAAAGCCAGAGAUGAUGGUUCUCUGAGGCAGAGGUCGUCUAAGAGAGCGAGGCAGGACCAGGGCAGGACCCUGGAACUCCAGCUGCAGAGAGGAGCCAUUCUAGGGGGUCACAUCAGCCACAGCGCCCCUCCGAGCAGAGACUCCACUUUGAGAAGAACUAAGGUCCAAACAGGGGUGACCUCCAGGGCACAAAAAGACUUGUUACAGAUGGUCAUUCAACCUGAGGACAGGAGGGGACAGACGGGACAGGAGGGUCGCAGCCACGAUAGCCUCUUGUCUUUUUUCAAACCUGCUUUCAUGAAGAAAGACGUUCCCAGGUCACCGAUGAAGGGGCAAAACGGGCGUACGGAUGGCCAUGGACAGCUGGAGAAGCUGGCGGGCAGUAAUUUAGCUAAACUCUCUCUCUCCAAUGGGACGCUGACCGCAGUGGCGCUUGAAGAGAGGAAGGCCUGCGUCAUCCCCAGGUGUGACGCCCAUAACUGCAGAGUACAGCUGGCGAACGGGAAGGCCGGACAUCACGACCCCGUAGACAUACAGCGCGCUCACAGCUCCAGCAACAUCCAGACGAAGCUGGACCUGACGUUCCGCAGGUGUGCCUCCCUGCAGAGGAACGGCGAAAUCGUGGUCCCUCCGGCCCACCGUAUCCUGCUGUCGGACAAGCCCGGCUACGCCACUCUGCAGCGGACGCGAUACAGUACCACCUCCCUGGUGCCUCUGUGACAGCCCAGAAUGACAUUUGAACACUAGGACCUCUCUCCUGCUCUCUACGCUCAGCACACGGAGACGCUCGCAGCAGGAGGCGGCGCCGGAAACGCAGUAUAUCUUCUCUCUCUCUCUCUCUCUCUCCCUCCCCUUCAUAGUACUGUUAUAAGUUCUUACCUGUGUGUGUCUUAAACUAAAUCUAUGCAGAGUCGAAUUUACCGAGGAGAGAAACUGCUGUAAUGUGAUUUUUGUGUUUUCCUCGUUUUUUUGUUUUACGAAGCAGUCUGCUGUUAAAAUAUGGUUUUAUUUUGGAUUUUAUGAUCAAUAUUUGAAAAGCAGAGGGUGGAUUUGUUGACGUUGCACGUUUUUAGCCCAUUAUACACCGGAAAACUUGGUCAGCUAAAGUGGUAUACACUGGAAUCUUUUCAGCAUAUACUGUACAUAAUAUAGAUAAUGGGCUAAAACGUGUAAAAAUGUUGAACACUGCAGAAAGUACUAACACCUGCACUGUAAAUUGGCUGCUAUAACUACAGGCAUCACUGCUUUGUCAUGUAUGAUAAUUGUCCUGUCAAAUCACCACUGCACUUUCUUGCUUAAGAAAUGUUUCCAUGUGACCAGAGCUUACAUGCCGAGUUAGUCUGCACCCAAUUUGGACAAAAAGCAGGAAUCUGGUAUUGGAGAGAAAUUAGUCUCAAUUAAUAACAAAGUGACAAAUGCAUGUUGCACGACCUGCAAAUAAAAACAAGACUCACAAGUGUGUAUGACGAUUUGAGUGUAAUUUAUGGUGUUCACAAAUAAACUGCACAACCCACAGAAAUACUAAACAAUUUGAACAACUAUAAAAAUUCCAUUAAAAUUUCCAUAAGUAAAAUUACUUUAAAUUAUUGUCUAAUCAUAUGGAGACGAGCUGUUUAAUCUUUUAGAGAAAAAAAAUGACUUUCCUAUUUUAUUUGAAAAGCACGAUGUUUUUCACCUGCACUUGAACACAGCGUACACAACUGUAUACACCCAAUUCAAACGUCUCAUGCGAUCCAUACACACACAAUUAACAGUGUGUAAAUAAUUGUACAAAAAAGUUAUUAUUAAAUAUUUAUAUGCAAAAUUCAAAUUUUAUCAAUAAAUUUAAAGUUGAAUGUGCAUAAAUAUAUAAAAUAUAUAUAUUUAUUUAUCUAACUUGCAAUGUAUUUAUUUGUAAAAUUGUUUCGCACAGAAUUCAUCAAACACAUUUAGAAAUCUUGUUUUUAUCUGUAGAAUAUGUAACAUGCAUUUGCCACGAUUGCUAAACUAAUUUCUCUCUUUUUUUCUGUGUUUCAAACUGAUAAGAUAAUUAAUCUACAUCCUGUCACCAACAGAUAACUCAACUAUGGGAUGUUUGUGGGUGUACAGCAGAUUAAAUAUAUGAGGGGAAUCUUCAAAAUAAAAUCUUAGCUUGAAGUUAACUUGGAAAAAUGACCUGUAGCUUUGGUUUUUUGAUCAGGUUUGGUCUGUGGAGGGAUGAUAAAGAACAAAUUAUACAUCGAUUCACUGCCCCAGUGGCCUGCAGAGCAGCAACAAGGGAUUCUGUAUUUCCAUCUCUGCUCAGCUUCGUGUCUCUCGUGACUGACGUUGGAUGUGAACACUCACAAGACCACACACAAAAGCAGAGCUCAGUAUGAAGCAGUUUUCUCAUUUAGGAUAGAACAGAGGAUUCAUACUGCGUGCACACACACACACACACACACACACACACACAAUUAUUCUUUCUCUGCAGCCACAGAGAUGUGAUGUGUCCCAAUGGUAAACACGCUUUGUCACGUUCACACACACUGUAAUAAAGUAACCACCACAGGCAGAGUCGGGAUUUCUAAUAUAUAUAUAUUUAACUCACAGUCAUCAGUCAUAAUCAUUGUUUCUGUAUCUGCAUCAUGUCUGAUUUUUCUGCUGGAGGAGGAGGAGGAGCUGAACUCCAGGAGAACAAAAAGUUCAUAAUAAUUCUCCUUCAUUUCCACUUUGUGAUUUGUGUCUAAUUUUCAAUUUACAAUUUUUGUUUUUGUCACUGGGGAUUAUUAGGGAAUAGAAAAGUGCGAGUCCAGGUCGGUUGUCUACACUGUAACUGUAUUCACAUUUCAUGUUGUGUCAUUUAACAUCACUGUUUAACUACACUCUACCAAAAUGAAAUGAGAGCAAGUGAAGGAUGUUUCUGAGACAUUACUUGGGAAAUGUGGCUAGAUUAUAUUUUAUUAUUAACUUUUUUAAAACUCUACAUUUUGUACCUGAUGUGUAAUUAUGUAAUUUAAGUACCAGAUUAAAACUGUAUGUUUCAGGUUACUGUAUCAGAUGAAUACAUACGGUAAGUGGCGUUGAAUUGGACACAACACACAAAAGUCCCUGUACUGGACUGUCUAUAAUGUCUGCUUAAUGUACUGCAAGUGUUACGGAAUCGCAAAUUAAAC
Messenger RNA from Seriola dumerili (greater amberjack), 6299 nucleotides. RefSeq names its product ubiquitin carboxyl-terminal hydrolase 43-like (gene usp43b). NCBI's taxonomy places the organism in Eukaryota, Metazoa, Chordata, Actinopteri, Carangiformes, Carangidae. Gene Ontology annotation, molecular function: cysteine-type deubiquitinase activity. The coding region runs from base 244 to 3885 and encodes 1213 amino acids. Gene Ontology annotation, biological process: protein deubiquitination. The transcript is spliced from 16 exons. The record is from RefSeq and is a predicted model, not a curated record.